AUGGAAUCCACUGGAUGUUUGAACAACUGCCCAUCCAAUCAGAGCAUCUAUGAAGCUGGCCAUAGGAACAGCUCCAAUUUGACUUCUCAGUUCAGCGGGGUGCAGAUGAUCCAAUCUUUUAAACCACUGAUCAUCCCUUGCUACACGCUGGUUGUCCUUGUGGGCAUCGUUGGCAAUUAUCUCCUCCUCUAUGUCAUCUGUAAGACUAAGAAAAUGCACAAUGUCACCAACUUCUUCAUCGGAAACCUGGCCUUUUCAGACAUGCUGAUGUGUGCAACCUGCGUACCUUUUACUUUGGCUUAUGCCUUCAACCCCCAAGGAUGGGUCUUUGGAAAGUUCCUCUGCUAUUUUGUGUUUCUGAUGCAGCCCAUGACAGUAUAUGUGUCCGUUUUCACCCUCACAGCUAUUGCAGUGGACAGAUAUUAUACCACCAUGCACUUUCUGAAGAAACGCAUCUCCUUCGUGACCUGUGUAUACAUCAUUGCUGGCAUCUGGCUACUGUCCUGUGCUUUGGUUGCCCCAGCAAUUUCCCACACAUACCAUGUGGAGUUCCAAAAGGAAGGCUUUGCCAUCUGCGAGGAGUUCUGGAUGGCGGAGGAGAAAGAACGGCUGGCCUAUGCGUACAGCACCUUGGUCCUCACGUACAUCCUCCCCCUCUCAGCUGUGUCCCUCUCCUACAUCUGCAUCACCAUCAAGCUGAAGAACCGCAUUGUACCGGGUCAUCUGACGCAAAGCCAGACCGAGUUUGACCGCCUGAGGAAGAGAAAGAUCUUCCGCCUGCUCGUGCUGGUGGUUGUUGCAUUCGCCGUCUGCUGGCUCCCCAUCCAUGUCUUCAACAUCAUCCGCGACAUAGACAUCAACCUCAUCAACAAGGACUAUUUCCUUCUGAUCCAGCUGCUCUGCCACUGGUUUGCCAUGAGCUCCUCCUGCUGCAACCCCUUCCUCUACGCCUGGCUCCACGACCGAUUCCGAAACGGCCUGAAAGAGAUGUUCAGCUUCAAGCAGAAGGUCAUUCCCACCAACAACUGUGUUGCAGUCAGUGUCAUGCUUUGAGACCACAGACUUUCGUAGGAUCAAUGGCUCAUGAGUAAUAAGCAUUUAAUUGACCCAUCCAAAAAACAUCUCUGAUGUAAUUGAGUAGCAGAUAUUUUGUGCUGUAAUGCCAAACAACCUAGCUUUUAUGGGUACAUGUUGGAGCACACAUGUAUAUAUGUAUUGAAUUUAUACCCCACCUUUCCCUCAAAAUUUAAAAUAGAAACUUAGCUAAAUAGGGUACAAGACAAAAACACAGCACAUCACUUUCAAAUGACUUAUGAUUAAAAGUCAGAGACCACCCUAAACCAAAAGGCGUCAGCAUGCUGUGGCUCAGUGCUAUGAAAUCAUGGAAGCUGUGUCAUCUCUCUGGUCUAAAACAAAGUAUUUAAGGCUAUCUAUAUGUGCUUCUGGUGAAGAUUAGAACUUCUACAACUGGUUUGUUGACUAAGAGAUAAGGUGUUUCUCCUUGAAGCUAGGAAAAAGAAAUGUUCAGUUGGUGCAUGCAAAAGAUUGGGGAGAGAAAUUAGUACAUCAGCAUGCAUUUCUGAACUCACCUUGGGAUUAUAGGUUUGAGGACUAUUGUGGUGACCACCUCCAUUUCGAAAUGUUCUAUUACACAACUGAUUAUUAUGGAGAUAUUCGUUGGCAUCCUGUUCAGAAAUUAUGAGUUCAUAACUGGAGCUUAUCUUGUAACUGAUGGGGAUUCUUGUUGAUGGCCAUAAAGGCCUGAACAUGACCUCAAAAACCUACCUUUGGAGACCGCCAGCACUCCUGAGGCUCUUGGCAGCACUCUCUCUGUCAUAUGGUGCAUUGAGACAAGCAAUGAAGGCAGGACCUGGAGGGGCCUUCCCAGCCGCCUAUUUUCAAUGUGCUUCAUGAUCAGUUAAAGUGGUGUCAAAUUGUAUUAGUACCACAGUUUCCUCUUGCUGCAAGCUCCUACUGCUUUUACCAUGUACCUCUUUCUUUACAGAACAUAGAGUUCUGGGAAGCCUGCUAGUGCAGAUCCAGAAUUGCAAAGGCAUGAAAGGAUUGCUCUUUUUUUAGUACUCCCACAGGCCAACCACUGACUAGAACAUAUCCAAUUAAUUCUGGUUGACUGAGGGGAAAGAACAAGAAUACGGUUGUUGAUGCCUGUUGCAUAUUGUAGUGUUAGUUGUAGCAGCACAGGGGCCACUAGGUGGCAUUGGGUAAUAAAGUGAACGCGAUCAGA
Anolis carolinensis (green anole) is the source of this 2245-nucleotide messenger RNA. RefSeq names its product prolactin-releasing peptide receptor. NCBI's taxonomy places the organism in Eukaryota, Metazoa, Chordata, Lepidosauria, Squamata, Anolidae. Gene Ontology annotation, biological process: G protein-coupled receptor signaling pathway. The record is from RefSeq and is a predicted model, not a curated record. Gene Ontology annotation, cellular component: neuron projection; plasma membrane. Gene Ontology annotation, molecular function: neuropeptide binding; neuropeptide Y receptor activity. The coding region runs from base 1 to 1053 and encodes 350 amino acids. The transcript has 2 exons.